AUGCUUCCUCCAUUCGACUAUUUCACUUAUCGUAGCAUACGGAACCGAAAACAAAGCGAGCGAGAUCGCCGCUUUACCAGUCUCUCGCAUCACUAUCACCUCCGCAUUGUCCCCAACGACCUGAAAAUCAUCAACCAGCCUAUUGAGGAGCUGGUGCAUGACAUUCAAGACUCGGUUGUUUCUCCGCUUGAUGUAUUGCGCACCUAUGGAAAGGUAGCCAAAAGAGCUCAGGACCGUACAAACUGUAUCACCGAGGUCCUGUUGCCCGAGGCCGAGUCAUGGCUGGAGUCGGAGAUUAACCUGAAGGGACCAUUGGCCGGUAUUCCAAUCUCCCUCAAGGAUUCUAUUCACGUCAAGGGUUUCGAUGCAACUGUCGGGUAUGCCUCCAUGGCUGACAAGCCGGUACUGGAAGAUGGACCUAUGGUGCAGUUGUUGAAAGAUGCUGGUGCCGUUCCAUACGUUAAGACCGCUCUGCCCAUCACGCUUUUGUCUUUCGAAUCUACUAGCGGGCUCUGGGGCCGAUGCAGUAACCCACAUGUCCCAGGAUACUCACCUGGUGGGUCAACUGGUGGAGAAUCAGCGUUGCUAGCUCAGGGUGGCCGCAUUGGUAUUGGAUCCGAUGUCGCGGGCUCGGUGCGCGUUCCUGCCGCCUGGAGUGGUAUCUAUUCUCUCCGCUGUAGCACUGGCCGCUGGCCCAAGGGGGGUGUGAGCACCAGCAUGCCUGGUCAGGAGGGAGUGCCCAGUGUCUUCAGCCCCAUGGCCCGUACCUUGAAUGAUCUGACCUACUUCACUCGUGCGGUUAUUCGCAUGGAACCUUGGAAGUAUGAACACACUGUUCACCCUAUCGCCUGGCGCAGCGAGCUUGAGGCCGAUGCCCAGAACAGGCCUCUUCGCGUUGGUCUGAUGACCUCUGAUGGUGUUGUGCCUCCAACUCCCGCCAUUGAACGUGCCAUCGCAACAACAGUAGCCGCCCUGAAAGAAGCCGGCCACACCGUCUCGGAGAUUACAACACCACCCAACGCAGACCCCUUCACCGGUCUGAACCUCGCCUCACAACUCCUCAAUGCAGACGGCUGCCAUCACUUCAAUUCCAAGCUCAAGACUCUGGAACCCUCCGACCCGGGUGCCAGUCAACUUUCCCGCAUCGCCCACCUUCCCCGCCCUGUCCGCUAUCUCUACUACCUUUACGUGCGCUACAUCCGUCGUGACAAGGUCACCGCCACCCUCAUCCGCGAUUUCGGACCGAAAUCCAGUGCCAAGCUGUGGGAUAUCACCGCUGAGCGCGAAGCCUUCCGCGCCGCCUGGCACAAGUGGUGGAAUGCCGAGCCCCAGCAGUACGACUUCAUCCUCUGCCCUGUCAACGCUACCCCGGCUCUACCGCACAAUGCUAUGCGCGAUGGUGUCUCCUCAUGCGGAUACACGUUCCUGUGGAACCUACUGGACUACUCCGCCGGUGUCGUCCCCGUCGGUCAUGUUGACCCCAUCCGCGACGCCCUCGUUGCGCCGUACAAGACUACACUCAAGCGUCUAGGCUGCAACCACAGCAUUGCCCGCGGUGCGUGGAAACACUACGACUCUGCCAAGAUGGCUGGUCUCCCCACGGCUGUGCAGGUCGUUGGUCGCCGCUGGCAGGAGGAGCAAGUCUUGGGAUACAUGGCUGUUGUGGAAAAGGCUCUGGAGCAGUACCGUGACCCGCAAACUGGUCAGAGCUGUCGGUACACCCUGCUGGAAAUUGAUUAG
Penicillium paradoxum is the source of this 1740-nucleotide messenger RNA. Its product is annotated as putative acetamidase. Lineage: Eukaryota; Fungi; Ascomycota; Eurotiomycetes; Eurotiales; Aspergillaceae. The record is from RefSeq and is a predicted model, not a curated record. Bases 1 to 1740 code for a protein of 579 amino acids. The transcript has 4 exons.